AUGGCGGUUUCAUUCAUCGAUGAGCACGGGACGAGAGCUGUGGGAGAUGUAAUCAAAAGCUUAGGGGAAGAACAUAGUCCAGGAUGGGAAGAAGUUUCUAUGGAUAGCGAAGAGAAGUCAACAGAAACCCACUUAUAUAAUAUAUAUCCAGGGAUGCUUGAUCAUCUAGUUGCUGGUGGAUUG
Prunus armeniaca (apricot) is the source of this 183-nucleotide messenger RNA. The record is from the annotation of a GenBank genome assembly. NCBI's taxonomy places the organism in Eukaryota, Viridiplantae, Streptophyta, Magnoliopsida, Rosales, Rosaceae.